UUAAAGGAAGAGGGUAAAUAAAACCGCCCGUCUGCCCAGCUGGAAAGCGAUGACUCAGCCGCCCCCGCCGACCCUCGCCCCCAGGCUGAUCCCAGAGAGCGGGCGUCGCGGCCCAGCCCGGACCCCUCGGCUCCCGGGACCUCUCUCCGGUCCAGGUCGUGGGGACGCGGUCAGAGCAGUCCGUCCCCCAGUUCGGGACACUGCGAGGGCGCAGGGAGGAGAGCGGGUUUCCUCUUCCCCUCCCAUUUACUGAGCUCUACGGGUUGCUGUUCUAGCCCUUUCCACGUGUUCCCUAAUCCAGCAAAGGUUACUGCUCCCCUGGGAAGGGCCCCCGAAGAGGACGGAACGGCCAGCGCUCGGGAGUAAGGAAGGGGGCCUCGACCCUCCUUCUGCCCCGGGAGCCCGAGAGCGGCAGGGCUGGACUUGGGGCGCCUGGAGGGUGAAGGUCUGGUCCCCGCUGUCUCCCCACGGUGGACCGGCCCCGGGCCCGGGCGUGCUUCUCGGGGCUCCCUGGCUCCUACGCCCGGCACGACAUGAAGUCCCCCGACGAGGUGCUACGCGAGGGCGAGCUGGAGAAGCGCAGCGACAGCCUCUUCCAGCUAUGGAAGAAGAAGCGUGGCGUGCUCACCUCCGACCGCCUGAGCCUGUUCCCCGCCAGCCCCCGCGCGCGCCCCAAGGAGCUGCGCUUCCACUCCAUCCUCAAGGUGGACUGCGUGGAGCGCACCGGCAAGUACGUGUACUUCACCAUCGUCACCACCGACCACAAGGAGAUCGACUUCCGCUGCGCGGGCGAGAGCUGCUGGAACGCGGCCAUCGCGCUGGCGCUCAUCGAUUUCCAGAACCGCCGCGCCCUGCAGGACUUUCGCAGCCGCCAGGAACGCACCGCGCUCGCCGCACCCGCCGAGGCCGCCGAGGCCGCCGUGGCCGCCGCACCCUCCGAGCCCUCCGGGCCAUCUCCGCAGCCCAAGCCCCGCACGCCAUGAGCCCGCCGCUGGCCAUACGCUGGACGAGUCGGACCGAGGCGAGGACGUGGCCGGCGCUCUCCAGCCCCGCAGCAGCAGCAGCAGAACUUCCCGUGCGCGCGGAUCCUUGCUCCGUUGCACGGGCGCCUUAAGUUAUUGGACUAUCUAAUAUCUAUGUAUUUAUUUCACUGGUUCUUUGUAGUCACAUAUUUUAUAGUCUUAAUAUCUUGUUUUUGCAUCACUGUGCCCAUUGCAAAUAAAUCACUUGGCCAGUUUGCUUUUCUACCA
This is a messenger RNA of Piliocolobus tephrosceles (Ugandan red Colobus), 1250 nucleotides long. RefSeq names its product pleckstrin homology like domain family A member 2 (gene PHLDA2). Lineage: Eukaryota; Metazoa; Chordata; Mammalia; Primates; Cercopithecidae. The record is from RefSeq and is a predicted model, not a curated record. Gene Ontology annotation, molecular function: phosphatidylinositol phosphate binding. The transcript has 3 exons. The coding region runs from base 534 to 983 and encodes 149 amino acids. Gene Ontology annotation, biological process: placenta development; positive regulation of apoptotic process.